AUGGCUCCAAGUACAGAAGUCCUCACCGACAGUACCGACUCCCGGUCACCCACCAUUGCUCCCGGGUAUGCUCAGCUCUUUGGUAAUGUUGAGGCGGCUCUGAGCACGACCAGCCUUGGGCCCUGUCGUUGGUACAUUGUGGCCAUGUCCUGCGUUGUUGCUGGCCCAGACCCGGAUAUAGCUGCCGCCCAGCUCUACUGCUACUUGUGCGCACAGCCACAAUACAAAACGCCCCAAGCACGUCAAAAGCUUAUCCGCCGGCUGCGCGAGGCCCUGCUAAAAGCCAUUUCGAUUGUCGGUGUCUGCAAGCCUCUCGAGGCCAUCCUCGCCAUCGCGGCCAUUGAGCGACCCGAGGAUCGUGACUAUGGUAUGACACGGGAGGGCUGGCAGUGCGACAGCGCCAACCUCUCACGCGGGAUGGAGUGGUUACAGAAGAUUUAUGCUCAGAACUCGUCCGACACGCUGGGGCUAUUUGCCGCCCACCGGGACUUCGAAUGGAUAUCGAAAAAUAUCACUUACGGCCUGUACCUGGGCGACCGUCAGGUGCUGGACGACCUGGACACAGAAAUGGUUGUGCUCCCUGCUAUCAUGUCGCAAAACCUCAAGACGGAGACGUGGUGGCAUAUUCGCGGCACGCGACGCAUAGGUGUGUCAAAAGCUGACACAAAGGUGCUGUGGAACACGAUCAAAAACAUUGCAGCGCAUUACGGGCAGCAGUUAGACCGCGUGCCGGGGGUGGAUGAGGUAGAACGCGACGUGUAG
Molecule: messenger RNA, 762 nt
Organism: Grosmannia clavigera kw1407
Lineage: Eukaryota; Fungi; Ascomycota; Sordariomycetes; Ophiostomatales; Ophiostomataceae
Exons: 1
Coding region: 1-762 (253 amino acids)
Source: RefSeq, a predicted model, not a curated record